Messenger RNA from Empidonax traillii (willow flycatcher), 806 nucleotides. RefSeq names its product ADP ribosylation factor like GTPase 16 (gene ARL16). The transcript has 4 exons. The record is from RefSeq and is a predicted model, not a curated record. The coding region runs from base 299 to 634 and encodes 111 amino acids. Gene Ontology annotation, molecular function: GTPase activity; GTP binding. Lineage: Eukaryota; Metazoa; Chordata; Aves; Passeriformes; Tyrannidae.
CGCGGCUCGGCCCCCGCCCACGGUGCUGCUGCUGGGGGCGGCGGGCGGCGGCAAGAGCCUCUUGGUGCGGCGGCUGCGCCAUAUCCGCGGGGCACGGGGGCACAGGGGGGGACCGGGGGGCGGGUUGUCCGGGCAGCCCCUUCCCCUCCUCGAGGCGAGUCCUUAACGCGCGGCACAGCUGAGCGUCGGGGAGCCCGUGGAGCUGGGCGAGCCCCCGGCCACGCUGCCCACGGUGGGCACCAACCUGACCGACCUGCGGCUGCCGAGGAAGGUGACGGUGCGGGAGCUGGGCGGCUGCAUGGGCCCCAUCUGGCCCAGCUACUACAGCGAGUGCAGCACUCUCCUGUUCGUGGUCGAUGCCUCCAACCCCACCCAGGUCUCCUCAUCCUGCAUCCAGCUGCUCUCCGUCCUUUCGGCAGCGCCGCUCGCCUCCGUGCCCGUCCUGGUGCUCUUCAACAAGAUUGACCUGCCCUGCUACAUGUCGCUGGUGGAGAUGAAGUCGCUGUUCCGCAUGCAGGACAUCGUGUCCUGUGCCACGCAGCCCAUCACGAUGCUGGAGAUCAGCGCUCGCGAUGGGACCGGCCUGGCCGACGUCCUGCAGUGGCUUCGGGCCACCCUUGGAGACCCCCAUUGACCCCAACCCUGCCAGGUGCCUGCAACAGCCCAGGACAAUCCUGUCACCAAAGGAGGUGGCCAGGGAGCAGCUGCCUUGCAUGGGGCUGGGAGCAGGGCCUGGGACAGUGUCACAGGCUGGUGACAGACUGUAUCCCUGUGGGACUUCACAGUAAAAUUCCUACCAAACAGUC